CGCAGGGUCUUGGAGCAGGGAGCGGCGGUCGCGCCCCCGAACACGCCCCGGUUCCCCGCCCCUUGCAUUUCGCUUUCGACCUCUCCCAGUCCUCCGGGACUCGGUCUGGUUUAUACCGGGUCGCGACGGGGGCAGCGCAGCCGGCCGGGGUGGAGAGAGGAUGCUUAACUCCUUAGGCCCUAAGUCCUCUCUUCCCGCCCUCUUCCCCUUUCUCCUUGGGGCGUCCGCGCCUGGCAGCCCCCUAGCCUGACUCGCCCCUCACUUUCUCCUCUUGUCCCUUAACCCCCGCGGGACCUGGCCGGACUUCAGGUCACUCAGGCUGCGAGCAGCUGAGGGUUAAGGGGGCGGGGCCGCCGCAUUUUUGGGGUGUGAGCGCAUCCUAGUGGUUGCCAAGAGGAGCGCUUGGCUGGGACCUCACAAAGCCCCCGAGCGGGGACAACAGCUUUCUGUCUCUUCCAGACACGUGAAGGAAAAAGAGAACUCGGAAAUCAGCAACCAAGAGGGGCGUCUGUGUGGAUGGGAUGGGGCCGCCGGGGGAGGGGCUGGGCCGCUGCUCCCAUGCCCUGAUCCGGGGUGUCCCCGAGAGCCUGGGAUCCGGGGAGGCUGCCGUGGCUGGCCUUCCGGCUCUGGACCUAGCCAAAGCUCAAAGGGAGCAUGGGGUGUUGGGGGGUAAACUGAGGCAGCGACUGGGACUACAGCUGCUAGAACUGCCUCCUGAAGAAUCACUGCCUCUGGGACCACUGCUCGGCGACACGGCCGUGAUCCAGGGGGACACAGCCCUCAUCACGCGGCCCUGGAGCCCGGCACGAAGACCCGAGGUGGAUGGAGUCCGCAAAGCCCUCCAGGACUUGGGACUCCGAAUCGUGGAGAUGGGGGACCAGAGCGCGACGCUGGACGGCACCGACGUCCUCUUCACCGGCCGGGAGUUUUUCGUAGGCCUCUCCAAGUGGACCAACCACCGAGGAGCAGAGAUCGUAGCGGACACGUUCCGGGACUUUGCGGUCUCCACCGUACCAGUGUCAGGUCCUUCCCACCUGCGCGGCCUCUGCGGCAUGGGGGGACCCCGCACCGUAGUGGCGGGCAGCAGUGAGGCUGCCCAGAAGGCGGUUCGGACGAUGGCAGCGCUGACAGAUCACCCUUAUGCUUCCCUGACCCUCCCGGAUGACGCAGCUGCUGACUGUCUCUUUCUGCGUCCUGGGUUGCCUGGUGGACCAUCUUUCCUUCUGCACCGAGGAGGUGGGGACCUGCCCAACAGCCAGGAGGCAUUGCAGAAGCUUUCUGAUGUCACUCUGGUCCCUGUGUCCUGCUCAGAACUGGAGAAAGCUGGCGCCGGGCUCAGCUCCCUCUGCCUGAUGCUCAGCACGCGCCCCCACAGCUAAGGACCUGGCCUUGGGGUUCUGUUUGCCCAGGGGUGGCAGCAUAGGGAGUAGACCGGGAAGGAGGGUUAGAUGGAGGAUGGUGAGGAGUGGGGAGAGAGGUCCCCAAGAUAGAGGGCAUAGCACGGGGAAAGGGACAGGGGUGACUGGGUGAGUUCUCUCUGUCUCUCAAAACCAAUAAAACAGAAUUGGCCUUUUA
Messenger RNA from Cavia porcellus (domestic guinea pig), 1575 nucleotides. It is a transcript of the gene Ddah2, whose product is annotated as DDAH family member 2, ADMA-independent. The record is from RefSeq and is a predicted model, not a curated record. NCBI's taxonomy places the organism in Eukaryota, Metazoa, Chordata, Mammalia, Rodentia, Caviidae. Gene Ontology annotation, molecular function: amino acid binding; dimethylargininase activity. The transcript is spliced from 7 exons. Gene Ontology annotation, biological process: positive regulation of nitric oxide biosynthetic process; arginine metabolic process. Bases 522 to 1379 code for a protein of 285 amino acids.